Molecule: messenger RNA, 570 nt
Organism: Botrytis fragariae
Lineage: Eukaryota; Fungi; Ascomycota; Leotiomycetes; Helotiales; Sclerotiniaceae
Exons: 1
Coding region: 1-570 (189 amino acids)
Source: RefSeq, a predicted model, not a curated record
AUGAACGCUGAAGCUCAAUAUUUUCAAUAUCUUGCACAAUCUGCUGGAACAGAUAGCCGAGUACGAAGAUACCCAGCGGAGUCCGCGAUAGUUAAUAACGAGGAAUAUCCACGGGUAUCCUCCCAUAUCUCUUCCGAACGAAGAAGACAAACAUCAGAAUUUACCGACUGGGACUUUCUUUCUGAAUGGGAGAGAUCAACGCAACCAAAAAAGGGCAUUCUUGGAUUCCGAAACGAAACUUCUGAAAACCUUGCCAGCAACCAACGGAAACCCAUCUCGGAAUGUGGUACACAUCCACAUAAAUCAACACAAGAAAUAGAUCCACAACACAAGAAGUCGAGAAUGAACAAUAGAAUGUUUCAGAAAUACGUUAUCCCGGCUUCUAUACUCAUCGGGGCUCUUAUAUUUUCCAUCCUCAGCCACCCUUUCUUGUCGGUAGCUGAAAACUUCGUUAAGAACGUAUUGGAAGCUUUUCUCGUACUUUUCGUUUUUCAUCCUGAUCAACUAUGCGCUUUGAUUGAAAUACUUUUUGGGCAUUUCAGACGUUUAGAGAAUUUUCCUCAAUUUUAA